Molecule: messenger RNA, 1273 nt
Organism: Mercenaria mercenaria
Lineage: Eukaryota; Metazoa; Mollusca; Bivalvia; Venerida; Veneridae
Product: F-box/LRR-repeat protein 8-like
Exons: 1
Coding region: 48-1223 (391 amino acids)
Biological process (GO): SCF-dependent proteasomal ubiquitin-dependent protein catabolic process; positive regulation of protein ubiquitination
Cellular component (GO): SCF ubiquitin ligase complex
Molecular function (GO): protein binding
Source: RefSeq, a predicted model, not a curated record
AUUGUGUAUCUUUCAGAAGGUGUCGGUACAAAACAGAUCUGUAAACGAUGGCUGCUGGAAGCAAUGUUGAUUGGACACUUUUACCUUCUGACGUAAUCGUUCACGUGUUUUCGUUCCUGAACUCACAUGACCUAAAUCAUGCAUCACGUGUUUGCAACACCUGGAACGAAGCAUUCGAUCAUCCAACACUCUGGCAGACUUUUGAAUUCUGGUUUUUCCUACCGUCGCAUGUUUCAUACCUGGAGGGUGCAAAAAAGUACGGAAAAUACAUGAAAAAAGUUUUUAUAGGUGUAAAUCAAAUGUUGACUCACAACCGACAAAAUGCUUGUGCACUUUUAGAAAUUCUCUCCCGAAUAGACCGUCGACGUAUAACUUACUUAAAAAUUGCAUUCACUGGAGAAAAUCCUCUUUUCUAUUCCGGCCAAGAAUUCCUCGACGGAUUGAGUAUUUUAUUUUCUAAAGUUGCGGACAACGUAGAGGCGCCUAUAGCCACAUUACAAUACGUGGAUCUAAGUGGAUUAUCAGUUCCUAUUGAUGAUCGGGUGAUAGACGCUCUGUCAGAAAAUCACACAGGAUUAAAAUACCUUGAUAUUCAGAACAAAGUGAUUAUCAGCAAAACAACUUCUGACUGUAUCUUGCGUCUUGUGGAGAGAUGUAGGGAUUUACGAGAUCUCCGUCUCUACUAUUGCAGUAUCUCAAACGAAGUAUUGGAAGCGUUUACUGAGCACGAUCGAACCGACGUUGAGCAUAUAUCCAUUGUAUGCAGACGAGAAGUAAAAUUUGGAUACGAACUUGAAACGGAGGCGUGGGAAGAUUUGACUACCCGUAUACCUUCAUUGCGAGUAACCCUGGGCUUCGAUCAUACGUGUCCUUACCAAUUAAUUUCUGCAAUAAUGAAGCCUGUUAUACCAGUGCGUACAUUGAAAUUGGAAACUUUCGCUAUAUGCCAUGACGAAGUUAACUUGGCAGCUACAUUAUAUAAUAAAACGCUCGAGAAAUUAGUUCUUCAAACAAGAAACUCUCUAGAACUGGAGGCGGCGCUACUGAAAGUUGCACGGACAUGUACUUUACUGCGUUCGCUUUUGGUUUACUGUGUAGUAAGACGGGAGACUAUAAAUGAGAUUUUUCGUUUACAUCCUGACAUGGAAGAAAGGGGAACGUAUAUUUUGAAGUCGGAAGUUGAACCUGAACCGUGGGUUGUUGGUGUAGAAGAAGGGGACUGAGUUUUUUUAUAUAUGAGAUUGGUUUUUAAAAAUAUAAAGUUUGAAACCCG